Molecule: messenger RNA, 1496 nt
Organism: Rhinolophus ferrumequinum (greater horseshoe bat)
Lineage: Eukaryota; Metazoa; Chordata; Mammalia; Chiroptera; Rhinolophidae
Gene: STARD3NL
Product: STARD3 N-terminal like
Exons: 9
Coding region: 277-981 (234 amino acids)
Source: RefSeq, a predicted model, not a curated record
UGCGUCUACGUCAGCGUGCUGACGUCACGGACCGGGUACUCAAGGCGGGUCGGGGCAGCUGGCUGCAGGCGGUGGGCUGCGCGUCGCCUGCCGGGCUCGAGCCCAGGCCCCGCCCUGCCGAGCCCGCCCCUCUGCAUGCGAAGGUCCCCGUGGGCGCGACCACGGAACUGCGGUCCCCGUGCUAGACCGGGGCGGCCGGCCCGGAACCACUCGAUGAGAUCUCUCCUGUCUAGGCAUGGUGAAGUUGGAGAAAGGCUCCUUUAACCCCUCUCCAGGAUGAACCCCCUGCCAGAAGACAUGGAGAACGCCCUUACAGGGAGCCAGAGCUCUCAUGCUUCUUUGCGUGACGUCCAUUCCAUCAACCCUACACACCUCAUGGCCAGGAUUGAGUCCUAUGAAGGAAGGGAAAAGAAAGGCAUAUCUGAUGUCAGGAGGACUUUCUGUUUGUUUGUCACCUUUGACCUCUUAUUUGUAACAUUACUGUGGAUAAUAGAGUUAAAUGUGAAUGGAGGCAUUGAGAACACAUUAGAGAAGGAGGUGGUGCAGUAUGACUUCUACUCUUCUUAUUUUGAUAUAUUUCUUUUGGCAGUUUUUCGAUUCAAAGUGUUGAUACUUGCAUAUGCUGUAUGCAGACUGCGCCACUGGUGGGCAAUAGCGUUGACGACUUCAGUGACCAGUGCCUUUUUACUAGCGAAAGUGAUCCUCUCAAAGCUUUUCUCUCAAGGGGCUUUUGGCUACGUGCUGCCCAUCAUUUCAUUCAUCCUCGCCUGGAUUGAGACGUGGUUCCUGGAUUUCAAAGUGUUACCUCAAGAGGCAGAGGAAGAAAACAGACUCCGGAUAGUUCAGAAUGCUUCAGAGAGGGCGGCACUUAUACCUGCUGGUCUUUCUGAUGGUCAGUUUUAUUCUCCUCCUGAGUCUGAAGCAGGAUCUGAAGAAGCUGAAGAAAAGCAGGGCAGUGAAAAAGCACUUUUAGAACUAUGAAUACUGCUUUUGUUAAAUGUAAAAAACCCUCAUUGAAAAUCACCGGGGGCAAAAAAGGACUGGAGAUGGGGUCUCCGUAUGGAAAGUUGAAAUGGUAACAUCCACUACUGACUCGAUUGUACGGCUCAUAAAGAACUUAUUUAUUGUAAUACCUCACAGACGUAUACCAUAUCGACAAACAUUUAGUAGCUGCCUGUGGCUGGUAAGAUCAUGUAACGAUCCAUCCUCCGUUCAGUGAGACUCAGCUGAUCUGUGAGUGAAUAGUUGCAGAAACGUCUUGUGCUGUAUUCCUAAUCAAAGACUUCUUAAUAUAUUGGAAUAGUACUUUUUUAUUAGUAAAAUAUCUUUUUAUUUGGAUUCACAGAAUGGAAUUGUUUUGUUUCAUGUCUCAGAUUUCAUUUGUUUUUCUUUUUUUAACAUCCUACAUUUCCCUUGUGGUUUUUUUUUUUUUUUUAACUCAUACACAUGCACUCUUUGUACAAUUUUAAACUGUAAUAAAAUCCAGCAUUUCAAAA